Molecule: messenger RNA, 582 nt
Organism: Pseudocercospora fijiensis CIRAD86
Lineage: Eukaryota; Fungi; Ascomycota; Dothideomycetes; Mycosphaerellales; Mycosphaerellaceae
Exons: 2
Coding region: 1-582 (193 amino acids)
Source: RefSeq, a predicted model, not a curated record
AUGCCUUCAAUCAACAAAUCCAACUUCAGCAUUCGCAUGAAGAAAAUCAUCGGCCGCGCCGAAGAUCAAGAAUACGAGCUCAGCCAACAACUCUCGACCUGCAAAGACGAGAUCUCAGCCUGCAGGCUCAAGAUCGAUCUCGACGCAAUCGUGAAGAUCAAACAAGAUCUCGCAGAUGCCGCACGAGCCGAGUCCGAAGGUAACCCAACAUCGGAACAGCAGGCUGUUCUCGAGAAUGUUGAUCUGGCUCACAAGAUUCAGGACAUGAAGAAGGACCACAUCGAGAUGUUUGGUGUGCGUUCUGCUCCUUCUGCUCUCAAGAAUACAGGGUCGCUGUUCGAGGUCGACGAGAAUUGGGGGUUCGAUCGAUCGGCUGCCCAGCGUAUGGAGCCUUCGGAGGUUGGACCGAGAGAUGAGCUCGUAGAAGCUUCCCAAUUUGUGGCCAACUCUCCGUUUGCUGCAACGUGGGGUUUUCAACCAGAAAUCCAUGGUCUAGAAAUGACAUGUCGUGCUCCUGGACUUGCCAUCUUCCUUGAGUCUGCCCUAUGUAUACUCGUAUGCUUUCAUCCUCUGACCCACUGA